Molecule: messenger RNA, 954 nt
Organism: Funneliformis caledonium
Lineage: Eukaryota; Fungi; Glomeromycota; Glomeromycetes; Glomerales; Glomeraceae
Source: the annotation of a GenBank genome assembly
AUGAUAUUAUUAUAUUUAAAAAAGGUUUUUAAUGCAUAUUAUAAUAGCGUUAAAGUGAAUCUUACAUAUACUGGUAAACGAAAGGCUGAGGAGGAAUAUGGUGUGAUUGCGCCUAAGCGUCGCUUCUUCGCUUCCGCUAACGAGGCUUAUCCCGAUUCUAACUUCUUUAUUGAACCUGAAGUCGAAGUCGAAAAAGUGGCACAAUUUCUCCUUCAACGUAAGUUCACUCUUUUGUUUGGGCAUUGCCAAAGUGGCAAGUCUACAACCUGUCAUGCGAUUCUACGAUGGUUUCGAGAUCAUCCGGAAAAGAUUAGAGAAGCUGGGUUUGAUCCACAGAAAUUGGAGAUUCGAAUGGUGACUUUCGACGCCACUGUUAAUACUAAAGAUCCUUCUGUGCUCUGGGAGAGUAUAUGCAAAAAAUUCCGAACUACAGACCGAAAACUGUUUAGUUUUGAUACAGCCGAGAAAUGUACGUCCAGCACCUUCCAGGAUUUCUUUUCAAAAAGAUAUCUCCUCUCACCAAAGCCAAUUAUUCUCAUCGUUGAUGAGGCUUCGCGCCUGUCCGCUGGCGAUGACUGCACUGUGGAAUUCAUUGAUUCAUUGCGGACACUCAAAGGUGACCGUGUUAACUUUUGUCUCAUUUCUAUUAUACUCGUUGGCACAGCAACCAUUAGGGAUUUUCUGAUUUCUCACCAAAGACCUAACGCUAUAUCCAAAAUUUCGCCAUUUUCGGCGGAGGCAUGCUUGACAUGCAGUCAGUUUACUAAGGCUGAAGUUGAAGAUCUUUUUAAACAGUUCGCCACCAGUAUCAAUGAUAGCUUCGAUUUUAUCAAUAUCGCGCCGGAUAUUUUCGAGUUCACCCUUGGCCAUAAGGGUCUCGUUGGUGCUUGCGGUGAUUAUAUUCAAAAUGCCCAUUCUUAUAAUAAUACUCCUAUUCAAACGCUCGAUGAUUGA